AAAGGCGGCAAGAACUUGCGGUUGCGGUAGAUAGUAGAAUUAUAUAAGCAGCAAAGCCGACCAAGCCACUCUGGAGUCUGGAGUAGGAGCAGUAGUAGCAUUUCAGCGUGUAUAAAAAGUCAAGAAGCUUCCCCUCUCGACGCUUGUUAGCUCAGCUCCGACUCCAACCACCGUCGACCUCACCGCCCGGAAAUCUAUGGCCUACACCUCCUCCCUCCACCUCUCCAAGCACCUCCUCCUCCCCAAGCCCCACCGCGCCAGACCUUCCUCCUCCAGGUCGCCGUCCUUCGUCCGGGCGGCCAGGGCCGUCAACGGCGCCCCGCACGUAAACGGGCACUCCAAGAAAGCGCCCAACGGCAAGGUACAGAUCAACGGCGCCGGCGCCGACGGCAAGAAGGGGCCCGGCGUCAUAAACGGGAAGACGCACGUGAACGGCCAUGACCGGAUCCACCUGUCGGUGACCACGGGCGGAGGGGGCCAGGACGGGACGGGCCUCCGCGUGGCGUACCAGGGCGCGCCGGGCGCGUACAGCGAGUUCGCGGCCAAGACGGCGCUGCCCGGGUGCGAGACCGUGCCGUGCCGGGCCUUCGCGGACGCGCUGGCGGCCGUGGACCGCGGCCUGGUCCACCGGGCGAUCCUCCCCGUGGAGUCCACCAUGGAGGGCACCGCGCUGCGGAACUACGACCUCCUGCUGCGGCACGACCUGGUGGUGGCGCAGGAGAUCAACCUCUUCGUGCACUACUGCCUCCUCGCCAUGCCCGGGGUGCGCGCCACCGAGGUGCGCCGGGUCAUCAGCCACCCCAUGGCGCUCGCGCACUGCGGCCGCGCCCUCGCGCGCCUCGGCGUCGACCGCGAGCCGGUCGAGGACACGGCCGGCGCCGUCGAGAUGCUGCGGUCCAACAUGAUGCUCGACACGGCCGCCAUCGCCAGCCCGCGCGCAGCCGACCUCUACGGCCUCGACGUCCUCGCGCACGGCCUGCAGGAUGAGUCCUGGAACGUCACACGCUUCCUGCUGCUCUCUAAGCCGCCGUCGCCGGUCCCGGUCCCCGUGGACGCGGACGCCAAGACCAGCAUGGUGGUCGCGCACCGGGGCGGGUCCAUGGCGGUGGUGCUCAAGGUGCUCUCCGCUUUCUCCUCCCGCAACAUCAACAUGUCCAAGCUGGAGGUCAUCAACAACGAAGGGGGCGUCGGCGAGCCGCGGCCGCCGGUGAUGAUCCUGGACACGGGCGCCCGCGGCGCGCCAACGUUGCGCGCGUUCCCGCACGUCCUCUACGUGGACUGCGAGGGCGCCGCCGACGACCCGCUCGUCCGCGAGGCCAUCAAGGAGAUCGAGAAAUUCGCCGUGUUCGUCCGAGUUCUUGGCUGCUACGCCGCGGACACCAACGUCUACGAUCUGCAAUGAGGAGAACAGAAGAGUGAUCCUCCCAUCAUAGUAGUGCAAGUGAAGUGAUGGAAUUAGCUAGUUCGACACAGUCGAAUUGGAACUGGAAUUGGACCUGGAAAUUUCCAUUAUAGCACUCGAGCAGUGCAUUCGCUGCUCAGCUGCCGCUACGCACUGGUAUUUGUGUACAGAUGCAAUAAGACUCUUUCUUCUCUGCUGGUCUAGCUGUGUGAUAGGUGUAAAAUUGCUGCUGAGGCCUGAUGCAGUAACAAAAGGAUGUGUAAGAUAGCAUUAUAAUUUUACAUGAUUGUUGUAAUUUUGUUGUGCUAGAUCUGAGGGUAGAGUAUGUCGUGUCACUGCUCCCUUCCUUGUGCAUCUCGGUGUUCAACUUGUAGAGUACAGACCUUGGCACAUUGAAGACUCUGGCUGUUCUUUCCAAUAGCACAAGUAGGAUUAUGAAUACUCUGUAUCGAUACAGGAAUUUGUGCAAUAUUAGGAUGGUGUGAUCUGUAUACGAGCUGAACUGUAGAGUUUGUAGUACUUUUGUGCAAAACAAAUAUGUUGAGUACCAUAAUUGUUUAGAAAA
Molecule: messenger RNA, 1967 nt
Organism: Hordeum vulgare subsp. vulgare (domesticated barley)
Lineage: Eukaryota; Viridiplantae; Streptophyta; Magnoliopsida; Poales; Poaceae
Product: arogenate dehydratase 1-like
Exons: 1
Coding region: 197-1402 (401 amino acids)
Biological process (GO): L-phenylalanine biosynthetic process
Cellular component (GO): cytoplasm; chloroplast
Molecular function (GO): prephenate dehydratase activity; arogenate dehydratase activity
Source: RefSeq, a predicted model, not a curated record